Molecule: messenger RNA, 3955 nt
Organism: Tetranychus urticae (two-spotted spider mite)
Lineage: Eukaryota; Metazoa; Arthropoda; Arachnida; Trombidiformes; Tetranychidae
Gene: Herc4
Product: HECT and RLD domain containing E3 ubiquitin ligase 4
Biological process (GO): protein ubiquitination; ubiquitin-dependent protein catabolic process
Cellular component (GO): cytoplasm
Molecular function (GO): ubiquitin protein ligase activity
Source: RefSeq, a predicted model, not a curated record
UUAGCUGAUUCAUGUUGAAUUGACUGUAAUUGUUAUCUUAUAGCUAAUGCGUUUUCGAUCAAUCCUUUCCAAUAAUCAACUAUUCCAAAUUCACUAUCUCAUUCAAAUCCAUCAGUAAUUUAGUGUAGCUAAAGAACUCGAGAUACUAGAUACUUGCUGCUUUUUAAAUACCAUAUCGUCUGUUGUGUUUAUUUCUUCCUUCAAUUGUCUUGAUUGAUCACUGCUUGAUGUUACUAUCUGUUUUUUAUCCAAUUGAUAUGAAGCCAUGAGUGUAUUUUCAUUUGGGUCAACUUCUUUCCAUGAACUUGCUCUUGGUGCUAUAGAGCAGCCUUUCAUAUCUACUCCUACACAGAUUGAUUUAAAUAAGCAUCUGAAAGCUGCCUUUGGUGAAACGGUUAACUGCUCGUCUGAGACUAGCUGUGACACCGUUAAUGACCAUGGUUUACUGUCAGAAGAUUUGUUUAAAUUUAAAGUUGAACAAGUUACUGGUGGACGUAAUCAUAUCAUAAUCUUACUGCACGAUGAAGAGAAAAGUAAAAGUAUAUUAUUGUCCUGUGGUUCCAAUGAAAGACAACAGUUGGGUCGAGAAGGAAGUUGGUCUAAAUUAUUAGCUGUCCAAAAUUUCGGUUCUCAUUUUGUUAACCAAGUUUCUUGUGGAUAUUUCCAUAACUCCAUUUUGACUGAUGCUGGACAAAUUUUCUCUUGGGGUUGUAAUCAGUUUGGUCAACUUGGACUUGCCAAAGAUUUUGAAUCGAUAGGAAAACCUUCUCUAAUUAAAAUAUUAGCCCACCAAUGCGUUAUUCAGAUAUGUUCUGGAGCUCAUCAUUCGCUAGCCUUAACAAAAAAUGGAGAAAUUUACUCAUGGGGAGCAAAUAAUCUAGGUCAGUUAGGCCUUGGAUAUAAAAACCCUUCUGCAAACAAACCUCAUCUGAUUACCUCUCUUCAAGCAUCACCCAUCUUUUCAAUAAGUUCUGGUAGUUAUCACUCAUUUGGUCUUUCGUGUACUGGUGCUUUGUAUGGGUGGGGUAAAAAUGAGUUCGGUCAACUUGGUGUCGGAGAUAAUGAACAUCGAUCUACUCCAACCUGCCUGACUCAUCUGCGUAAUCAAAAAAUUUCCUUUGUCUCAGGUGGUGAAGAUUUUACAGCUGCAUUAACUGAGGAUGGAGGAAUAUUUACAUGGGGAGCUGGAAUGUAUGGCCAAACUGGACAUGGUGUAAAAGGGAAUGAACUUUUUCCUAAAAGAAUCUUAGAAAUGAUUGGAAACAAAGUCACCCAAGUGGCGUGUGGACGAUGCCAUAUGUUGCUUCUUGUCAACUCUGAUAAAAUUUACGCUUGUGGCUUAAAUGGUUGUGGUCAACUUGGUCUUUCCCACAACGAGAACAAAUUGAUUCCAGUCAGUUUAUCCAAAAUAGAUACGAUCCGAGUAAAUGAUAAAAUUACCAAAUCUGCCAUCACAUCAGAAAAGAUCGUCACUUCAAGAAGCUUAAAGAACUCAGAUGUUGAUAUGGAGUUUGAAGAGGAAAAUAAAGCUCUAAAAUACGAACAAAAUUAUCAAAUUGCAACUAGUCUAGGUGAUCACAGUUUCAUCAUUGUUGGACUCACAUCUGAGCCCAUUAUUUACAAUUUUUGGAAUAAAAAGACAAUAAUUAGUAAAUUUGACAAUUCAAUGUUGGAAGCUUUCACAUAUACACCAGCAUUAGCGCCCAUACCUAUAGAACAUUUAGAUUAUAUUGAAUUGACUUUUGGUUCUAUACCCUGUUGGAAUGCAAGUUAUGUUGAUAGGAGUAAACCAUUACCGUCAAUAGAUUGGAAUUCAUUGCGCCAAGGAUUUCAAUUUUUGGAACAGAUAAAAGAUAAUCGUUACAAUGAAGUUAUAUUUGAAAUCAUUGAAAACAACAUUUUGCCUCAACUUCCAACCAAUUUGGAUGAUAAAAUUGACUCAGAAAUCGCCCGAAUCUACCUUAUUCUUCCCAUGAUGCACUUUUUCAGUUCAGAAAUUCUUUCUCGUGAACUUUUGGACCGACUUAUUAUUGGUUAUGCCAAAUCAUCUCUACGUCUUAUAUCAUCUAAUACGGGUUUAUCUGUGUUGGAAAAUUGGUUUAAAGAUGAAUAUAACGCCUUUUUAUCACGCCGCUUAGUCAGAAUUUAUAAGAAACUCAUCGUCAAAUUGCUCAGUGAACAAGUUACUAAACACUCUCUAGAAGAAAGUCCCAACAAUGAGCGAGUUUAUACUUAUGAUCCAUUGGAUCAUCCCUUUGAAAAUAGUAAUCCACAGAGACGUGAUACUCGACCAAGAUUUCGAAUUGAUCCAAAUAUUCAAGAAUAUUUAACCAUCUGUUUGGAAUAUAUACAACUUCAUUUUAAAGUUAGCCAAAAAAGUGGAACCUUGUCUUAUAAAGAGUUUUAUAUUACCGAAAUAAGUGAUCUGGUCGAUAUUUCUAGAGAUUAUAUUUAUUGGCUAUGCCGAGCUCAACGAUCUCAUAGUAAACUUGACCUGUACCUUUGCAAUUAUCCGUUCAUCUUUGAUACUAAAGCCAAAUCAUUAAUCUUAGAAACAGAUUCAUCUUUACAACAACGUAAUGCAGCAGAAAAUGCUUUAUAUCGCAAUCUUGUUUUUGCCAGCGUUAUAUCGGCAACUGGUCCUGAAGAUCCUCAUUUGGUCAUUUCUGUUUCCCGUGAAAAUCUUAUCCGUGAUACUAUAUCACAAUUUCUGUCCAAUGGAACCAACAUUAAUUUCAAAAAGCCUCUUAAAGUUAAAUUCGAAGGAGAAGAUGCCAUUGAUGCUGGAAUGGGCAUGAAGAAGGAAUUCUUUCUUCUCGUUUUAAGAGAAAUUCUUGAUCCUAAGUAUGGAAUGUUCAUCGAGUACAAAGAUACGAACACUAUUUGGUUUAAUCCAAAAGAGCGAGAUUAUCUUGUGUAUGAGCUGAUUGGAAUUAUUUGUGGCCUUGCUAUUUACAAUCAAGCAAUCAUCAAUUUACCCUUUCCCUUAGUAUUGUACAAAAAGAUGCUUGGUGAAGAUCUGUGCCUUGACGAUUUAGGUUCAAUUGAUGCCACAUUAACUAGAAAUCUGAGGGAAAUUUUAAAUCCUAGUUACACUCCAGAUGAAUUUGAUUCUAUCUAUGGAGAUCUUAAUUUUACAAUUUCUUUGGAAAUUUUUGGAUCGCCAGUUGAUUACAAUUUAAUUGAGAAUGGUGAAAAUGUUAAAUUAACUUUGGAUAAUCGUCAGAGUUAUGUUGAUCUAUAUUGGAAGUUUAUUCUUAUAGAAUGUAUUGAGCAUCAAUAUUCCGCUUUCAAAAAAGGUUUCCAUCGAGUCGUUGAUUAUGAGAUUUUGAAAUUCUUUCACGCCGAAGAGCUGUUAGAAUUGGUUACUGGUCAAGAAGCUGAGGAUUGGGCUGAACUGGAAGAAAGUGCUUCAUAUAAAGCGCCUUUUAACAAACUCCAUCCAACCAUAAUAAUGUUCUGGAAAGUAUUUCAUAGCUUUACAGAUCCUCAACGAAAACAAUUUCUUCUAUUUUUAACUGGAUCCGAUCGAGUUCCCAUUCAAGGUAUGAAAUAUCUCAGAAUUGGUAUUCAACCUAUGAAAGUAUCACAAGAGCAUCUUCCUGUGGCUCACACUUGCUUUAAUAUUCUUGACCUACCUGAAGUUUAUACCUCAGAAGAUAAAAUGCGUUCAAAGAUACUUCAAGCUAUUGAAAAUUCGUCCGGCUUUACAUUGGCUUAAACAUUGAUUCAAAAAGAAAGGACUGUCUAUUAAAAUUAACGAUGAGAAAGGAAAAAAUUACCUCGAAAAGAUUUUUUCUUAAAUUUUCAUCAUAAAUUUCUUUAAUUCACAGAAUGUUACUAGUUUUAUCAUAAACUAUUCAAUAAAAGCUGUCAUUAUUUCUGUUAUCAUUGUUAUUAUUGAUAAUUUUGUUGCUUAACACCGUUUGUUAACAAUAAACUUUUACUUCGUUAA